Strongylocentrotus purpuratus (purple sea urchin) is the source of this 6195-nucleotide messenger RNA. RefSeq lists its product as uncharacterized. Lineage: Eukaryota; Metazoa; Echinodermata; Echinoidea; Camarodonta; Strongylocentrotidae. Gene Ontology annotation, biological process: positive regulation of amyloid-beta formation. Gene Ontology annotation, cellular component: trans-Golgi network. The record is from RefSeq and is a predicted model, not a curated record. The coding region runs from base 298 to 3705 and encodes 1135 amino acids. The transcript is spliced from 23 exons.
UAAGUUUAUUACCAUUCGUAUGUGUAAUGGAACCAUUAAAUGUUAUGUGCAGUUUCAGGUAUUAAAUGCUCAAGGCCGGGGCUCAAGAACAACGAAUUCGAGAUUUUGAAAAGGGCUUCAGUAAAGUGAAGAUACACAUGUAAGCUCCACAACCUGUCUCCGUUUUACAGCUAGCUGUCAAGUCAUCAUGAUCGCCAAGUUGAUUCUUUGGAUGUCUGCUCUCAUCUGCUAAGGAGUGUUCUCUUGGAGAAGUGUUCUCUUCAACCCCUGACUGGUCCAUAAGAGAUAUAUUCUACGAUGGAGCUGGAGUGCACGUUUGACAUACAGAAAGAUAUCCUCCCGUAUGUACUUGGCAGGGGAGAGGAGGCUAACAAAAAAGGUCACUCAGAUAAGGACAUCACUGUGCGUGUGGUAGGUCAGGAGAGAGAUGGCACUCUGCUCUACACAUGGGAUGAUCUUGCACCAGUCGGUGUCAGUUAUGUACAGGUCACCCACAUUGGACUCUACGAUCCUGCUGAACAAAAAAAUGAAUGCCUCUUUGUGCAUGAUUGUAAGAUCGUGAUCACCAGCUGCUCCAUCAAUCAAGACCACAGUAUCCUGGCUUACGUCGUCAAGGAGACGCAGCCCGCAUCACCUCUGGGGCUGGGGGAGGAAGAUGCAGGGGCAUCCUCAUCGGCUACCACCUCACACCAAGUGCAAGAUGUGUACAGGGCAUUUCUUGCUGAGAUUCAACCUCAGCAUGCCAUCUUUGAUCUGAAUGUUGAGCGGUCUUCUCUGCUGCAUGUCCAAUUCCUUAGGCCAAGGUCAGCCCAGGGUCUUGCUGACCCCAUGACCUCUAUGGUCAAGGACUGUAGGCUAUUGGUCUUCCUUCACCGGGAAUCCAUUGGUCUGUACAGGGUACCCAUAGCAAGAAUGGGUAACAACAGUGUGGUAAUCAGCGGACCCCCAGAUGCCCAGCCUGUGGUUAGCCGUUUCCUGUGGGCCCAGUGGGAUGCACCUACCCAACGCCUCUUUGUCGUGCUCCAGCGGAAUCGUCUUCCCUCCGAGCCUGAACAGCUGGCCAUCUUCAGAUGCUAUGAGUUCACAGGUCAGGGGUCGCAGACAUCCUUCACCAAAAUGAUGGAAAUGGAGCUUCCUCCAGAUAUAAAGCUGACUUCCAGCAGGUAUUCAUAUGAUGUGCCCUCUCUUAGGAACACAAUUUCAGAUAAAUCCAUCAAUAUGUAUGUCAUCUGCCAGUCUGGAGGUUCACUCUGUAUAUGUUACCAGCUGCCUCAUAGGAAACUAGGUAGCUCUAAGCCAUCCUCGCGCCGUCAGAGCAAAUCCAAGCUCCAGAUUCCUCCAACUAUCCAAUCAGGGUCUGGACAAGAGGGUCAGGUCCAGAGAAGACCAGGCAGUCUGGACCUAUCCCAGUCAGCUGCACGUAGGGAUGACCCUGCAGGGCCUCAGUCCAACACCCCAGGUUCCACCGUGUCAUCCCCCACGCUAGCAUCCUUGGGUCGAAUGGCCACCCCUACAUCUCCCCUCAUGGACUCCUCCCUCACUUUGAGCUAUGAUUCCAUCACCAACAACGGUGCGGCCAGCCCACAGAGCUGGUCAACACUCAACGCUCUAUAUUCAGACUCUCUGACCAGCUCUAGGACAUCACUCGAUGGUCGCUUGAAUCAAAAGUUACCCGAGCCUGGAAGCCCUGCCACACCUAGGUCAUCAAGUCAGUUUGUUGAUGUCCAUUAUGUGGUAUUGGUCCUGCAUCAUAAGACUAUUUUGCACUGCAGUGUUCCUCAUCUUCAGAAAAGCAUUGCCAAACGAAUGCAGCUCUUCUUUGCUCCCAUGAAUGGAUACAUCAUGGCGUACUAUCCCGGUACCGUACUCCACCUCCUCAAUGUCAACCCGGAGAUGGAGCCUUGUCUCCACCUUGCCUUUGGGCCUCAGGAUGUGCCCUGGAUCCCUCUCUCUGGAGCUGAAUCAGAGAGAUCAAGAGCAGAGCAGCUUAAAAGCACCAGGCCUCUUCUCACACACUGCCAAAGGGAUAGAACAGUCAGUAAAUAUGAUGACAUACUGUUUGAUGGUCUGUCCGGACGCUGCUACCAACCAAUCAUCAAUAAAGACAAGCUCCCUCUGUUGUUGAUGGGCGACAGUCAGAUUCCCUUCAAGCUAGGUCUCCUACAUUUGGCUGUCAUCAAUCUCAAGGAUGCUACUCUAAACAAAAAGAUCAUUGAGAGCAUCACUCAAGAUGCCUUCCAGCUUGAGAUGCAGGACAUCCUUGCUGAAUUCCUCUUAGCUGGGACAUUCUCCUGUGUGAGACUCAAGUUGGAUAAAGAUAUUCUUAGAUAUCUACCAUUCACCAAAGUGGACCCCACGAAGACUGUCUUCAUUGAGACUCUAGAUGGCAGCAGAUUGUCCUGUGUCAAAGCAGUAGAGAAUAGGUACAUUCCAAAGAUAUUCCUAAGCAAGAAGGGACGUCGUGACAAACGUCUUGGUACGGAUGGUAACAGCGUCUUGUGGGACACCCUAGAGAGACAGAUCAGGAGGAAUCAAGAAUCAAUCAGGACUCCUAGCAAGAGGUUUGACACAAGGACAUUAACCGCGAAACUCAGAGAACAGGAACAAGCAAGUCAUAUACUUCGGAGUGAAGAGAAAGCUACGCUACCAUCCCAUCCCCAGAACUCACGGUCCUCCCUCCUCAAGAAAGUAGCUGCCUUCUCCAGGAGGGCACUCACACAGUCCAAGGAGGUCAAGCAGGUCAAACCCAAAGACCCACUCGCGGCUGUCAUGAUGGAAGACGACUCAACCAAGGAACCUGGCGAAGACACUAAUCAAAAUAAGCACAUUGAAAUGAUCCUGGAAGAAGUUGUGUCCUUCUUCCGAUCAAGGAUGCCAUUCCACAACCAGGAUCGACUUGAGAACUAUGCCUCAGAGUUUGUGAGCAGUCAGCUGCAGCACUUCAAGAUGAUGCUGUCUAUGCUGUUGACUGCCAACGGGUUCACUGAGAACGUUGAUGAUCUAGCCCAAGUUCCUCUAUGCAGUGGAGCAACAGAGAAUGAAAUCAAUCUAUUCCACAUGGUUGAGAGGCUUUUAGCUGCAGCACAGAACCUUUGCUUUCCCCUGCCUGUUGGGUUCAAGCACUUCAUCCUGUUCCUUGCCUACCGAUGCUUGGAUGCAGGGAUGUUCCUCCAGUACGUCAACCAAGGAGUCUUUGACGUCUCAGAGACCUUCAUGACUCGCAUGGUCAAAGAGGUCUCUGAUGAAGACAAGGCCAAUGUGGACCUCAAGAUGAAACUCAUACAAAAACUACCAAAGGCAUCUGCUGAUCGAGUUCUUAUGUCCUGGGAUCAUCCAUCAAGUAAUCUUAUCGUCGCGCAGCAGUAUUCUGCAUCUUGCCUUCAUGAUGGUGGUGAAUUUGGCCAGAGGAAUCUCAGUACAGCAAUGUUGCCCCAAACAAAACCUCAGAAAUCACGCAAGAAAAGCAUGGAAGCAGCCAUACCAGGAUUGGAAGCAGAAGAGGACUUCUUGGAUAUGAUUCCAAACUUCCCUCCACUCAACUACUUCAUGAAAUACAUCGAGGGAUCAGAGAAGAAUUGGCAGAAUUCAAGCCAGGCCAGAUUAGACAUCGGUCAGAAAGCAAACAGAACUCAGUUUGUAGGACGAGUAGCACUCCAAGCAUCAGUUGGGAGCCAUGGUUUAGAUCUUGGAGGGAUAGCUUUCUAGUUUGAUUAAUCAACCCAUUCCUUAGGUAAUGAAAAUACAGUCAAACUUGCUUUAGUGACCACCUGUCUACAAAGACCACAUUUUUUGUUUCCCUUGAAAGUCGUUUCUCAUUGAAACAUGUACUUAAGGAACCUGUCUACAAAGACCACUUGUCUACAAAGGCCACUAUUUUUGUUUCUCUUGGGCGGUCCCUAUAGACAGGUUUGACUGUAUGUUAAUAGUGAUUUAAUAGAUCCAGCCAGACUCACUACCAGUUGGGCAAGGUUUGACAUGGGUCAGAAAGCCAACAGAAUUCAGUUCAUAGAGCAAGUCGCCCUACAAUUAAGCCUCAGUUGGGAGCCAUAGUUAAGAUCUAGGAGGGAUAGCUUUCAAGUUUGGUUUGUCUACUUGUUCGAUCAAAAAUUAUUGGUGUAAUUAUCCAGACAAUUUUAGACUCAGACUCACUCCUAGUCAUGCUAAGAUAGACAGCAUAGGAACUUCAACAUUUCAUUGAACUCCACUUGUUUGGUUUGGGAUAACGUAUCAGGAAAUUAAGAGAAGUCCACAUUCAACAUUGUGUCUUUAAGGGUAAACGUGCUUAGUACAUUUACUAUAUUAGGAUAGAAUUGACCUUUAGAUAGGCUUCUAACAUUCCACACAUUCUUAUCACAUUUGCAAUCUCUAAUCCUCUUUUACUCAUAAAACACCCUUAAUGUGUUUGCUGACUUGCCCUCUCUUAAAAUGAUCUUGUUAGGGUUCAGAGUCCAUGUUGCUGAUUAAUACUUGUUUGUCGUGAAGUUUUUUUUAAUUAUUCUCUCUCAAACCUAGCCCAUUCCAAUUGCUAAUCUAAGGUAAUUUAUAUGAAAGACAUAAUAAUAAUAAUAAUUAUAAUAAUAAAAAUAAGCGCACAGGUGGUGCUGUCUAACUUAGUAUAAUUAUUUAACAUGUUCAAUAGUUUAAAAGCAACAACAAAAAUAUUACUAUUACAAUACAAUUCAGUUGAAUGGAAUUAACUACUUGUGUGCGCAUCCAGUAUACUAUAACUAAUGAUUUGUGAUGUGCUAUAUGCUUAUACCAAUUCCCGUGUAAAAAGUUCAGAAAUAGCUCCAUGUGAACAAAAAAGGUAGUUUAACACUGUGUGUAGUGUUAUUGAAUAUGUUCUUUUAUGUGCUUUUUUAUCACUCUUCUUCUGUCUCUUGCCAACUUCUUAUGAAAAUGUGCCUUUUUUAGUUCAGAAAUUAUGGCAAAAAUUUCCCAAGAUGUUUGUCAUUUCCUCAAGGGAUUUUAUCACAAGAACAUGAAAGCCUGUAUUAUCCUUUUCAUGUAAUUGCUGUAUGUCAGUGCAGUAAAAUUGCUUAAGACUAUUUAUUGUUUAUGUUAAUGUAAUGUAGAAUGGAAGUACUUAGCUAUUUAAAGUGAUCAAUAUUGAUGAUAUGAAAGCAAAAGUUUUAUAUGUUUAAAUGGUAAAUUAAUAAGGAAGUAGAAGUGACUAAUUAGUAUAUUAGACUGGAAAUAUAUCAUGUAUUGUUCUAGAGUAGUUAGUUGAUGCUACAUGUAGGUGUUGCAAAUGCUACCCACAUAUGUGCAAUAUUUAUGCUGUCUUGAAGAAGGCUUGACCUUUUUUGUAUUAUAUUUGGUGGCUCAUGAUUUUACUCAUAUUCAGAUUAAGCAUUACCAAAGAAGAUUUUUAAGAAAUAUUUAUAAAAAACAGCUACAGGAGUAGUAGUUGUAGUACAUGUAGGAGAAUUUGUUGGAUAUAUGUUGAUCAUUCUCUACGAUAUCAAAGGAGUACAAGGAGAUAUACCGAAUUUAUUUGUUCCACAUCAUUUCGUCUGCUAAGAUCCAGAAGGGUACCCAUACAGAAAAGAUACAGUUUAUUGCCCUCAUCGCUCUCACUAGACUAUUUCAUCAACAGGAUACUGUCAUAUGCAGCCUACACACUCAAAAUAAAUGACAUUCAAACUCAUUUUCUCACAAGUUUUCAAGUCAUAGUCGUAUAUUUCACAAAUAAAAUUCUUUCAAAGAACAUACGGUACUCAAACUAAAAUAUUUAUAUAGACAACUGUAUAAAAGAUGGUCUUAUACUAUCACGUCACUGUACAAAAACUUUUUUUUUGUUAUAGACUGUGAAGACAAAAUUAGUGCCGUAGAAAUCAAUGACCUGAAAUUAAUAAAUUUACAAAAUGAUCCAUACAAAAUCCAUAUACUUUAUGGAUUGAAUGUUUAACUGAUUUAUUGCCUACUGAUUAUUGGAGUAACAAACUGUAUUGAUGUUGCAUUCAUCAUACUAAUGGAUGAAUUUUUAUUCCUUUCAUGUUACAUAUAAAGCUUUUCAUGUGUAAUCUAAUUGCUUGGGAUGCUUCAAAUCACAACAACAGCUAAAGAAGUCAAGAUAUAUGUACUUAUUGUCAGUUUUACUAAAUCAGAAAAUGUCUCCUGUGGAAUGCCAUGUCUAUGCUUCUUAAAGUAUUCGCUAUACAUGUAUGUAAUAAAACCUGAAAUAUGCAAACA